AUGACAAAGAAGCGUGGUCCUUAUAGGAAAUACCAUCAACCUUCUUUAAGUUCUGAGCAGCUUGAGAAACUUCAGCUCACGUUUGAAAAUGUCAACCGACAUUUCGAGUGUCCCUUAUGUAAAACACUGAGCCAUUUCUUUAAGCAUGGAUACUCUACUCAGGAUCCAACUCAACCAGUCUUUGUGUGUAAAUCAUGCAAGAGGCAACCUACAGCGUAUGAGGUAUACCAAGUACUCUGUGGUAUUAACAAUAUGAACGAGAACUCCCAGCAAGUCACUGAAUCUUCUACAAAUUUCCAAGAACCCAACUCUGGUGAUCCACGUGAUGAACUAAUCAACCAACUUACCAAACAAGUUGAAAGACUUACAGCUGAAUUGAACCAAGCCCGCAAACAGAUCGCUAGACUUACGGCUCUUCAAGCUUCAACUCAAGGAAAUAAUAGCUCACAAACUAUUGCUAACACUGAAUUCCCUCCACUAUGUGGAGCUAAUUUUCAGAACCUUGACGAUUCAAUCUCUCAGGCUCCUUGGCAUAACCCCUCCAAAGUAGCUGCAUUAAAACAAUCCAUGUUUAUCAACCGUCAAAAAAAUCGAGUUCGUAAGGAAGAAACGGCUGCUCGUUUCUUUCAACCACCUUCCACCAAUCAAGGAUCCCAAUACCUCUACGUCUCUACUAAAGCCCGUGUUCCUGUGGGUAAACUUCGCUCCUACCUACGUAAUAUGGGCGUCAACAAUGCGCGUGUACUGGAUAUCCAUUAUCCAGACCGCAAUAUUGCUGCUCUUCUUAUCCAUAAUGACUAUAUUGCCGAAUUCAAACAAUUACUUGAAACUAAACGGGUUCACUUCGCUAACAACUUUGACCCCUGGAAUGGUUCUACUCUUAAAGAUCCACAGUAUAAGGAUCUUACAGAACAAGAACGAACUUCCAAAGCAUGUGAAAUCCAACAACAACGCCUUCAACGUGCUGUUCUUCAUAUCCGCGAACCAGUAAAGUUUGCAGUAGCAUACUACUUUUAUCAGCAAAAAUGGUUAACCAAAUCAUUCAUUGACCAACUUAACAACUCUCGCUAUGGACGAUCAGAGGAUGUCUUUGAUAUGGAUGAGGAUAUCAAGGGUAACUUCUCUGAAGACACGACGACCAAUGUAGCCAGCCUUAGUAGCAUACAACAUUAA
Messenger RNA from Rhizopus microsporus ATCC 52813, 1173 nucleotides. RefSeq lists its product as uncharacterized. NCBI's taxonomy places the organism in Eukaryota, Fungi, Mucoromycota, Mucoromycetes, Mucorales, Rhizopodaceae. The transcript has a single exon. The record is from RefSeq and is a predicted model, not a curated record. Bases 1 to 1173 code for a protein of 390 amino acids.